This is a messenger RNA of Coregonus clupeaformis (lake whitefish), 2258 nucleotides long. RefSeq names its product sarcolemma associated protein b (gene slmapb). The coding region runs from base 115 to 1308 and encodes 397 amino acids. The transcript has 9 exons. Lineage: Eukaryota; Metazoa; Chordata; Actinopteri; Salmoniformes; Salmonidae. The record is from RefSeq and is a predicted model, not a curated record. Gene Ontology annotation, biological process: regulation of voltage-gated sodium channel activity; regulation of membrane depolarization during cardiac muscle cell action potential; protein localization to plasma membrane.
ACUAUUCCAUUUCGCAUCUGAAAAAUCAGAUAGUUGGAAAUAAUUCUUCAUGCCAGGGACUGCUGUAGCCCCAGCACGGAUAAUAGCAGAGGACACCUGACCUGAGAUAAGCAAAUGGAUCAUCAGGAGCUAAAAGAACCCAUGAAGGUCUCACUCAUUAAAGAUGAGAUGAAUCGAUCCAACAUGGGAACAAGUGACUCAGAGAAGGUCAUCAAGCAUCUGAACGAGGAGCUUCAUGAGGCCCACGAGCUCUCCAACACAGGAAAACUGAAAUGCAUGGAACUACAAGGUGUCCUGGAGGAGGAGAGGAGAGCCAACAAGCAGCAAGCUGACGAGUCUGCAAAACAGAUGAAACUCCUACACGGCCAGCUGCGACAGCUACAGGACGAGCUGGGGGUCCUCAGAGAGCAGAAAGACAGCGCCUCCCUGAGUUCACAAGAUGAACUGCACAGAUCCCGAGAAGAAGUGAAGACGCUGCGUCGCGCCCUUGAUGCUGCCACCGCCGAUUGGAAGCGGGAGGUUUCUACAGUCCAGGGUAACCUAGCAACCGUCUCCAAGGAGAUGGAGAAGUGGCGACAGACAGCCAGCAAGUACGAGCGUGAGAUGAAAGGCCUGCAAGGUGACCUACAGCAGCAGAGCAAGCAGUGGCAGAAGGCUGCCGAGUCACAAGCAGGUGAACUGGAGUCUAUGCAGAGGGAGUGCACCAGCCUCCAGAGGGAGGUGUCAUCCCUGCGCUCAGAGAAACAGGAAGUGCUGAAUAAACACCAGAAGGAGUGUGCUGCCCUCAGGGCGGAGAAGGAGGAACUGCUCAGGGCUCACCAGAAGGAGAAGGAGAACCUACAGAGUGAGAGUGCUGUCAUGCGCUCAGAGAAAGAGGCCAUGCUGAAGAAGCAAAAGGAGCUAGAGAAGGAUUUGGCCAGCUCAUGUGCCCAGAGUGCUGAGCUGAGCAGCAUUCUGAAGGCCCUGGAGCUCUCUCAGGGGGAGAUGGAGAAGAGGCUGGGGGCCCAGCAGGAGCAGCACCAGCAGGAUAACACCAAGCUUCAGAGCCAGCUGGACCAGUCAGACGGCCGCACCAAGGACCUGCAGAGAGAGUACGAAGAGACCCAGACCGAGCUGUCAGACCUGAAGGAGAAGUUUGAGAGGACCGAGCAGGAAAAGCAGUCGAUCACUGAUGAGCUUGAGGAGUGUAAAGCUGACCUGAAAAUGCUGCGGGAGAAAGGAAACAAAAGUGGAUGGAUCGUGUGGGUGCCUCACGCAGUUGCCGUGGUAGCGACUAUGACUGCUGCCGUGCUCUACGCCAGGACCUGAGUGUGAGACACACACACAUACACAUACACACACACACACACACACACACAAGGAUAUAUGAGUGCAAACAUGCACACAUACGUACAUAUGGUCAGACUUCUGUACACUAAACCUAUUUAACCCAUUGCCUCCUAAUCUGUUCAGUUGUUUACUCAUGUUCAGAUGGAGAGCCCUUUAGUUGAAUACUUAUAUAGUUUAAUUGAUAUAUUUUAGAGAGAAAUGAAUAUCAAAUAUACUGUACAAUUGAAGACAAGUUCAAUCUUCCUAAAGUUAUAAUUUCAGGACCUCAUAAAUGCAAUUUUGUUUUUCUCUUUAUGUUUUACAUAAGGACUCUAUCUUCUCAUAGGAUUUCAACAAUGAAUGUAGGCUAAAGAUACUGUACACUGUUAUCCUCACUAAUAAUGUAUAAUAUUACUGCAGAAAGACCUUCUGUCUUCGAGGUCCAACUGCCCUAAACACUUUCUUUGUUUUAGAGUCCAGUAAAAUAUGUAAAUUCACCUUAAACUUGAAUUUGCUGCAUUGCAACGCCUAGGCUAUCUGUGAAUACAUGGUGAAUGAUCUUAGAUAAUUUGCAUACACUCACUCACAUAAUUCUGGUAAAAAGGGUUAAGGAAUACCCAGAGGUUAAUCCUGAUCUUGAGCCCAAAAAGUUAGAAGUUCCCCCUCAAUUUGAUGUUAACUGUUGACUAUUCAGUAGGCCUACCUCCUUUUGAAUCAAUGUUUGCAUGCAUUUUAAACCUCUAGUAUCAAUUAAUUUGCCAUCCAAUUAACUUCACCACAAAAUAUACUGUAAUUCAAGCAUUGCUUUUUCCAAUGUAAAUAAUUGUGCAAAAUGUAUUGUAUUUUGUAAAGAUAUGGAAAGUGAUAAUAUAGUUGAUUAAAUUUGAAGUAUAGCUAUUUGCUCUAAAAUGUACUUUAUGUGCUACCUUAAUUAAACAUUCUAAAUCUCA